Messenger RNA from Vombatus ursinus (common wombat), 2622 nucleotides. RefSeq names its product vomeronasal type-2 receptor 26-like. Gene Ontology annotation, cellular component: membrane. The transcript has 6 exons. Gene Ontology annotation, biological process: G protein-coupled receptor signaling pathway. The record is from RefSeq and is a predicted model, not a curated record. Gene Ontology annotation, molecular function: G protein-coupled receptor activity. NCBI's taxonomy places the organism in Eukaryota, Metazoa, Chordata, Mammalia, Diprotodontia, Vombatidae.
AUGGAGAAACUGGAACUUUUGUUCUCAAGGGUAUUUGUGAUCCUGCUUUUGCAAUUUUCUCGUUUUGAGUACCACAUGCAGAAGAGUCCUUGCCAUAUAGAAAGAGCUUACAGUCCCAUAUAUAGAAAAGAAGGGGACUUAGUCAUAGGGGGCUUCUUCUCCUUAUAACUAAAGUUAGUGCAACUAAAUGACAAGGUUUUCUUCCAAAGUCCUCCAACUUGGACUGCUCCAUCUACACAGGUAUUUCUCAAACAUUACCAACAUUUUCUUGUUCUCCAAUUUGCCGUGGAUGAGAUCAACAAGAAUCCCCAUUUGCUGCCGAACAUAACGUUGGGUUAUCAUUUGCUCAAUAACUUCCAUCAUGACAGACUAGCAGUGGAGAGCUCCUUGAUAUGGCUGUCAGGGAGGGGUCCAGCCAUCCCAAACUACAGUUGUGACAGGCAACCCAAUUCAGUGGCUGUCAUUGGAGGGAUGUCAUCCACACUGUCCAUGUCCAUGGCCACCAUUCUCAAACUUUACAAAGUUCCACAGAUCACCUAUGGCUUAUUUGAUCUUCUCCUGACUGAUAAGGUCCAGUAUCCAUAUGUCUAUCAGAUGGGCAGCAGGGAAUCCACUCUUCACCUUGCAUUCAUCCAACUGAUGCUCCAUUUUGGCUGGACUUGGGUGGGACUGGUUCUUUCAGACAACAUGAGAGGGGAAAAUUUCUUCAGUCAUCUGAAAGAGGAGAUGGACAAGAAUGGUCUGUGUGUGGCUUUUAAGGAAAGUGUGCCCCCAAACUUCAAAGGUGAUGAAUAUUAUAGACUCUCUUCUAGGAUCACUGCAUCAUCAUCAAAUGUGAUUUUCGUCUAUGGAGAUACAGACUCCCUUCAAGAACUGGCUAUUGCAUUCAUUGCUUAUGUACUUCAUGGGAAGACGUUGGUUGCCACCACUGCUUGGGAUUUUUCUUUUGAUAGUAAUUUGGAACUGCUUACCCAUUUUCAUGGUACAUUACUAUUUUCUUCUUCCCAGAUGGAGAUUCCUGGUUUCACAGAUUUUGUAAGAAGCCUGAAUCCCAGUGUAAACUCUGAGGACAUUUUCCUAAGGACUUUCUUUGAAUCACUCCUUAAAUGUAGAUUUUCAGAAAAAAGUCAUGUACAAAUGUUAGAUACUAUGUGCCCAGAAGGUGUUUCCUGGGCAGAUUUACCUUUUAUAAAUUUUGAUAAGAUCAUUAUGGAACUGAGUUCUAAUGUCUACAAUGCAGUAUAUUUAGUGGCUCAUGCUCUCCACGAAAUGCUCCAGUCUGAGGCAAAAGAGACAUUACAACUUGGAAGUAACCCAGAUCUUUCUUGGAUGCUUCACCACUUCCUGAAGUGCCCCAGUCCUAUUAAUCGUGGCAGUGAUGAGUCAUGUGGAGAUGGAACCAGGAUGGCUGCUGAGACAUAUGAUAUCCUGAAUUAUAAAUACUUCCCUGUUCGGAUUGAGAUACUGGUAAAAGUUGGUGAAGUGAUCCCUCAUAAUCAGGUAUUUGGCAUUAACGAAGAAGACAUUGAUUGGCCAAAAGAUUUCUCUCAGACUCCAACUUCCAUGUGCAGUCUGAGCUGUGGCCCUGGAUUCAAGAAAACAGUCCAUGAAAGUCAACCUAUCUGCUGCUUUGAGUGCACCCCAUGCCCUGAAGGGCAGAUUUCCAACCAGACAGAUGCAGAGCAAUGUCUGCAGUGCCCUGAAGAUCAGUACCCAAGCAGGGAGAGACAUCGAUGCCUCCCCAAGACUGUGACCUUCCUGGCCUAUGAAGAACCUCUUGGAAUGACCCUGGCCUGUGCAGCUCUCUGCUUCUCCCUCCUCACUGCUCUGGUCCUUGGACUCUUUGUGAAGCACAAAGACACCCCCAUAGUCAAAGCCAAUAACCGCAGUCUCAGCUACACUCUUCUGGGCUCCCUCAGCCUCUGCUUCCUCUGCCCCUUGCUCUUCAUUGGCCGUCCUAACACCGCCACUUGUCUCCUGCGACAAACCAUAUUUGCAGUGGUGUUUACAGUGGCCAUUGCCUCCGUUUUAGCUAAAACCAUCACUGUGGUUCUAGCCUUCAAGGCCACAAAGCCAGGCAGCAAGCUCGGGAGGUGGCUGGGCUCUACAACCUCUUAUUCUCUCAUUUUUACCUGUACUCUAAUCCAAACGUGUCUCUGUGGCAUCUGGCUUGGGACCUAUCCCCCAUUCCUGGAGACAGAUAUAUACUCUGAGCCUGCCUUCAUUGUCAUUCAGUGCAAUGAGGGCUCCAUCCUUACCUUCUACUGUGUCCUCGGCUACAUGGCCUUGCUGGCCUUUGGGAGCUUCACAGUGGCUUUCUUGGCCAGGAACCUGCCAGACACUUUCAAUGAAGCCAAGUUCCUGACUUUUAGCAUGCUUGUAUUCUGCAGUGUGUGGAUAACCUUCUUGCCCACAUAUCAGAGCACCAAAGGGAAAGCCAUGGUGGCCGUGGAAGUCUUUUCCAUCUUGGCCUCCAGUGCUGGGAUUCUGACUUGCAUCUUUGUUCCCAAGUGCUAUGUGAUCCUUCUGAGGUCAGACAGAAAUACCCUGGAGAUAGUGAAAAUCAAAGCUAAUCUCUGUGGAGCUAGAUCUUCUCAAAUUCUUCCUCACCAAUCAUUUUGA